CCAAUUUCAGAUCUAAUAUUUUGUGUCCCAGGAUAGAUUGUUUCAGAAAAAUAAGAAAGGCAGAAGGCAUUCGAGGAUUGUAUCGUGGAUGUGCCAUGAACGCAUGUCUAAUUGCUCCUGAGAAAACUAUCAAACUAGCCUCAAAUGAUUUGAUACGUCAAUAUCUCAAGAAGAACGAUGGAAGUAGUUCACUUUCCAUGAGCAAGGAAAUAUUUGCCGGGGCUACGGCAGGAUUAGCUCAGAGCUUUCUCUCAACACCGAUGGACCUCUUAAAAAUUAAUAUGCAAGACGCAGGUCGUUUGGCAGCAAUGAGUAAGUCGACACUGGAGGGAAACAUGUCAUCCAGACGAGUUUUGAUUGACUUACUCAAGAAGCAUGGAUUCGCUGGUUUAUUUCGGGGAUUUGGAGCGACUGGAGGGAGGAACAUUUUCUUCUCUGUCGUUUACUUUCCUGUCUUUUAUAAAAUAAAUGAUUGGAGUCCAAAGAACAUCAAGGAAUCUGGUAGUCUGAGUAGCUCAACGUGGGCAUUUUUGAGUGGGUGUGUCGCGGGAGGAGUUGGCGCAGCUGCCGCUACGCCGUGGGAUGUCGUUAAAACUAGAAUGCAGCGUCUCAAACUGGCCAAAUGCGAUGUCCCAUAUAAUGGAAUAUUAGAUGCAUUUGUAAAGAUUUUUAAAACAGAAGGUCCGUUCGCACUUAUGAAAGGAGCUGGAAUUAGGACUGUUGUAAUCGCCCCUUUAUUUGGAAUAUUGCAAGCAGUAUAUUACUUGGGAAUUGGGGAAUAUAUUCUAAAUCAGAAGGAUGAUUAAUAUGUAAUUUACGCAAUAAAAUGAUGUUUUCUCAAGCAGAUUCAGGUGCA
Messenger RNA from Folsomia candida, 856 nucleotides. Its product is annotated as mitochondrial glutamate carrier 2. Gene Ontology annotation, biological process: malate-aspartate shuttle; L-glutamate transmembrane transport; aspartate transmembrane transport. Bases 96 to 806 code for a protein of 236 amino acids. Gene Ontology annotation, molecular function: L-aspartate transmembrane transporter activity; L-glutamate transmembrane transporter activity. NCBI's taxonomy places the organism in Eukaryota, Metazoa, Arthropoda, Collembola, Entomobryomorpha, Isotomidae. The transcript has 5 exons. The record is from RefSeq and is a predicted model, not a curated record.